AUGCCCCGCCAGCAAACGCAGUCGCGGGCUCCAAAAGACCGUGGUGCGCGGAAGCCACCAGCGCAGAGAGGCCCAAAGGGCCGCGGACUCGACGCUCUUUCUCGGGCAGAGGAACAGAUUCCAACCAAGCUCGGUGUGCGCCGCAACCGUCUCGGUGACUACGAUGACGGAGAAUGGCGGAAGAGGCCUACAAACGACGAUGACGACGACGAAGACAACGAACCCCGCCCGAACUACAAGCGCCGCAGAACCGAUGCUUCGGACGAAGGUGGCAGUGAUAGUGAAGGCCAUGAAUGGAAGUUGGGACAAGUCGACACUGAUGACGAUGAGUCUCUGGACAGCGACGAAGCUAUGGGAUCAAGUGACGAGGAACGUUUCGAGGGAUUCACAUUCCGCGGAAGCUCAUCGAACAAGUCCAAGCCCAAGGCGAAGAAGAACGAGAAGCCGAAGCGAAAGGAGAUUAGUUUGUCUGAGGAUGUUGAAGAGUCCGAUGAGGAAAUGUCCGACGAGGAGGAGGAUGAUGAGGACGAUGAAGAUGGCAUUGAUCUUCUUACCGCCUGGGACAUGAACACAGCUGCCGAGGAGAAGGCGGCCCAAAAAGCUGCGGACAAGGCGAGGAGAGCUGCAGAUGGCCAGGAUAGCGACGAGGAUUCUGGCUCAGAAGGCGACAGUGAGGAUGAUCCCAGUGACGACGAUACCGACCUGUCUCUUUCGGACGGCGAUGCGGACGCUCAGAAAAAUGGGUUGUCCAAGCUUCAGGACUUUGUCAAGUCUAUGGAGGCCGACGGAUCUAGAAAACCCAAGCAACGGUCGCAAGAACAGGGCACGCCCACUGAAUACGGAUUGAAAUCCUCGCGCAAAUUGACCGUCGCCGACCUACUGCCUUCCAUCACGGAUUCCCGUCUGAAGAGCUCCCUCAAGCAUGUCGAUGCGGCUCCACAGACAACAAAGUCGGGUAUUCCGGGCAAGCUGGAUGCGCCUUUGGCAAAGCGCCAGCAAGAUAAGCUUGACCGCGCCGCCGCUUACGAGAAGAGCAAAGAAACUCUUGACCGAUGGCUAGAGACCGUCAAGGCCAACCGCAAAGCUGAACACCUCACCUUUCCCCUUCCCGAUCCCGAUGCGCAACAAUUCCAUCGCCUGGAUGUGGCUAGGCCCAAGACCGAUUUGGAAAGCACUAUUCAGGAGAUUCUGGUUGAGAGUGGAUUGGCCGAGGCCAACGGCAAGUCCGCCGAAGACCAGCUCCAAGGCUUUGAAGAACUCAAGGCCCGCACGCUGCCUAUUGAAGAAAUCCAGGCUCGGCGGGCAGAGCUCAGAAAGCGGCGUGACCUGCUCUUCCGAGAGGAGGUUCGUGCAAAGCGGAUCAAGAAAAUCAAGAGCAAGUCUUACCGUCGUGUUCACCGCAAGGAGCGCGAAAGGCUGGAGCAGCAGGAGCGCCAGGCUCUUCUCGAAGCUGGUGUCGAUCUCGACGAGGCAGAACGGGAUGAGAACGAGCGGAAGCGGGCUGAGGCACGCAUGGGUUCCAAGCAUCGUGACAGCAAAUGGGCCAAGAGCAACAAGCAGACUGGCCGUACUGCGUGGGAUGAGGAAGCCCGUAACAGUGCCGCUGAUCAAGCCAUGAGAGAGGAGGAGCUGCGCAAGCGCAUUGAAGGAAAGCGUGUGUCUCGUGGAGACGAAGAUUACCUGGGGUCAUCGAGCUCGGAGUCAGAGGACGAGGACCCAUGGGCAUCGGAUGCCGAGGACCGAGAGAAGCGCAAGUUGCAAGAGAAGCUCGCGGCUCUAGAGGGUGACGCUUCCGACGCUGAGGUCAAGGGCCCACAUUCCACUCUCUUCUCCAUGAAGUUCAUGAAGAACGCCGAAGCCGCUCGUAAAGAACAAAACGACGCCGAACUUCGUCGUCUCAACCGCGAACUACAUGGCGAAGAGUCACAGUCUGAGGCGGAGUCGGAGACCGGACGACGCAAGUUCGGUCAGUCUGAGAAGGCAGAGGCCAAGCCCCAGGCAAGAGCUCUCCCCAAGGACGACCUUGAAGACGCACUCGACUCGGACGAUGAGAAUCAGCAGCGCAGAGCACCCGAGCAGGAUGCUGAUAUGAUUGUCGACCGUCCUACAAAGCAGAAGUCUGCUGCCGUGUCUGGCUCCAAGGCUACCUCUCGUCCAAACCAGAAGAUGUUCAGCCAAGAAAAUGAGCCAGCGGCAGAAGAAGAAAACCCCUGGCUUGUUCAAACUGAACGCAACAAUCGUCGACGCACCGGUACGGAUGCUCAGGAGACCAUCGACAUCUCUCUUGACGCCCAACAACCACAGGUCUCGCAGGCCAAGACUCCCGCCAAGAAAAGCAAGGGAGUCAAGGCAGUGUCUUCUCGCCGUGAUGAAGAAAAUGACAGUGAUGAUGACAACGUGCCUGUCCUGUUGAAAAACCACGAUCUCGUGAAGCGGGCGUUUGCCGGCGAUGAGGUGGUUCAAGAAUUCGAGCAGGAGAAGAUGGACACCAUUGCCGACGAGGGCGACAAGGUUGUGGACAACACUCUCGAGGGAUGGGGCAGCUGGGCCGGCGAUGGUAUCAGCAACAGAGAGAAGAAGAGGCAAAAGCGUAACCUCACUACGGUGGAGGGUGUGAAGCCCGAGAAGCGCAAGGAUGCCAAGCUCUCCCGAGUCAUCAUCAACGAGAAGCGAAUUCAAAAGAACAAGAAGUACAUGGCUAGCCAGCUGCCUCAUGAGUUCGAGACCAAGGCACAAUAUGAGCGGUCGUUGCGGAUGCCCAUCGGCCCCGAGUGGUCUACCAAGGAGACCUACCAAGCCAGCACCAAGCCUCGUGUCAUGAUCAAGCAGGGCAUCAUCAAGCCCAUGGAGAAGCCUACUCGGUAG
Penicillium cataractarum is the source of this 2865-nucleotide messenger RNA. Its product is annotated as UTP14 family protein. The record is from RefSeq and is a predicted model, not a curated record. The transcript is spliced from 2 exons. Lineage: Eukaryota; Fungi; Ascomycota; Eurotiomycetes; Eurotiales; Aspergillaceae. Gene Ontology annotation, cellular component: small-subunit processome; nucleolus. Gene Ontology annotation, biological process: rRNA processing. Bases 1 to 2865 code for a protein of 954 amino acids.